GAUCAAAGACGCUACAGGGCUUUGAGGCUGUCGAGUGCCUUUCCCUAUGGUACGACGCAGACCGUGGCGCAAAUCAUGCGCUGCAUGUAGAUGACCUGUGGCUUUGGGGAGACCGCAUCCUGGGCGUGUCCAUGCAGAGCGCGUCGGUCUUCACCUUCUACGACCCAGUGAAUGAGGUUGCUGUCAGAGUCCCGCUGCCAAGGCGAUCGGCGUACUUGAUCAGUGGUCGGGUGCGAGUCGAUUGGCAACAUGGACUGCUAGCCGAGGAUAUUUGUGGACCUCGAGUUGCCAUCACAUUCCGUGAGCUGACAGAGGCAGUUGCAAGCAGUGAGCUUGGACAACUGGCACUUGAGCGAGCAAAGCUCGUAGC
Molecule: messenger RNA, 370 nt
Organism: Symbiodinium pilosum
Lineage: Eukaryota; Dinophyceae; Suessiales; Symbiodiniaceae
Source: the annotation of a GenBank genome assembly